UGAGCUUCAGUUUCUCCCAUCUGUCAACUGGAACUAGAACACUGAAGUGUGGUGGGAAUUGAAUGAGUUGAUCCGCAUAGGGCACAGGGUGAAGGGCCGGGUACACAGAGAAUCUGUGAGUGUUGAACUGCAUCAAGACUGAGACAGUUUUUUUUUUCAGUAUUAGGGGGCAUUGCUUGGUCCAGGUAAGCAACCUCCAGGUGCGGCCACAGCUCAGUCACCAAUUUGAUCCCCCCCCCCAGCCAAAGUGAUGUCUGGCCGCCCAGAGAGCAGAUCCAACUCUUGCAGUAGCCGUUCAAAUAAUCUCAACAACCCGUCCUUGCCGGCUCGGACUCCAGGCUGGACCCAAGGCUCUGGCUCCAACGACACCCACGACGACGUCAAGGGCUCCCGCAUCCGCACCCCCAGUGGCUCAGACUUCAGCUCCUGCAGCAGUCACUCAGAGCCUUCCUUGGGUGUCAACUCCCCCAAACUCCUCAAGGGGGGAGUGUGCAUGGGCCGGCCCUACAACUCCAAGUGCGUGGAGUCAAGUCAAUUGGAGAAAAGCUCCAAGGUGGCCAGGAAGACCUCUUACCAGCCCUCUGAGGGCAGCCCCAGCUGCUUGCUCUGCUCAGAACGGCCUUUGGGCCCCACCGGCUCCAGCUUCUUGGACCAGCUCAUCAAAGGCAUCAACUACCUGGACCGAUCUACCAACGCCUUCUACAGCAACUGCCCCAAAACGCUGAGCCUGCCGCGGCUCGCUGCCAGCUACCUGGAACGAGCUGCCAACUCCCUCUACCUGGACCACAUGGACCGCACCUCAUCCCGAAGUUACUCCGCCCCCAGCGGCAGCCUGCACGCCAGGGACGGCUCCAAAAACAGCACCUGCAUGGUGUCAUCCACUAGGGGCGCCAACGAGCUGCAGUGUCUGGCCGGCUCCACCAACCAGAGCUGUCCCCACCAGCAUCAUGGCCACAACCUGACUUCCAUGCGGCAGAGGCCAGGCAUCAAGUUGACGGAGCUCCCCUUGUUUGGCAAUGGGCUUUUCUCCUUAGAUCGUCUGCCCAAGUUCUGGGAAGCCAUCCGCUCCGGCUGGAGUGCCCCUGAGCCCGCCUCCAAACCCUCCAACUGGUGGUAAGGUCGACAUCAGCCAGCGACGGGCACACUUCCGUCAUGCUGCAGUUGUGGAAAAUAAAUUGUCUGUGGCAAAAUGC
Molecule: messenger RNA, 1193 nt
Organism: Ictidomys tridecemlineatus (thirteen-lined ground squirrel)
Lineage: Eukaryota; Metazoa; Chordata; Mammalia; Rodentia; Sciuridae
Source: RefSeq, a predicted model, not a curated record